Molecule: messenger RNA, 1809 nt
Organism: Boeremia exigua
Lineage: Eukaryota; Fungi; Ascomycota; Dothideomycetes; Pleosporales; Didymellaceae
Exons: 1
Coding region: 1-1809 (602 amino acids)
Source: RefSeq, a predicted model, not a curated record
AUGUGUCUUUUACUCAGUGUACUUAUUGCUUCCUCCCUCGUCUCAUCUGAACUCUCAUACGAAACAACCGCAACUCAUCUGUCAAUAAACUUAACGCUAAGCAUGUGGUCUUAUCUUUCGCUGGCCGCAUUGGCUGUCGCCUUUGUAUACAGCGUAGUCAGUGUCUCCGCAGCAGUCUGCGCUACCACUUAUGAAAAUACAUACACCGAAGCUGUCAAUACUAUCGUCAGCUCUGCCAUCCAUAUGCUGAAUAGGAUAUCCACAACCACUAUCUCGUUCUGCCUUAACUUCCUCGAAUAUAACUUCCUAUUGCCCCACUGGAUGUCCCACACACUCUUCUGGAUGCUCUUAGCCACAUACAUAACACACCUGCGGUCACCACAUACCCUCGAAAACCUGCGGCUCGCAGCUCUCGAAAACCUUCGGCGUGUAGCUCCCGACCUUAGAAUUUAUUGGGAACCUGUUGAACGGCUGAUCGAUAACUUACUCAAUUACCCAGAGGAAUUGGAUGAGACGAUCGCCGCCCCACAGCAACAGGCCAGGGAUCCCGAGGCUCGGCCCCCUCCCCCCGCUCGAUGCACGCACGAGGACAUAGACGCUGCAACAGCACGGGCUUUGCGUUACAAAAAUCGGGCCCAAAAGAUUGCCGACGAAAAGACAGCCUUGAUCGCAAGUAACAAGAACUUGCAACGCGAACUAGACGACGCUUUGAGAGAGCUAUCAACUAAGCCCGGCGUCGUGCAACGAGAAAGACUGAGCCGCGAAAAGGAGGCCGAGAUAACUGAAAUCCGCCAGCAACACAAAGACAAAAGAGCUAGCAUCCGCCAGCAACACAGGGACCAUGUGGAACGCAUCCAGGAGCAGCACACCGCUGAAGUGGUCCGCAUCAAUAGGCAACACGCCGCAGAGACUAGUGCCCUCAAUAAUCAUAUCGCCAACCUCCAAAACCGAAACCCUCGCACUCAGGCCGCUCCCAACCAAGAUGCUGCCAACCAAUAUGCUCCCAGCCAGCCCGUCCCCGCCUGCACCCAUGAGACCACCAUCACCGAGAUGCAAACCGUCAUCGACAAACUCCACCAGGAAAAAGCAUCCCAUGAGCGCCAGAUACAAUCUUUCCAAACCGAUAUUAAUGAAUUGAGAACCUCAAGAGACAGUCUCCUCCAAGAUCAAGCCUCUCAAAAACGCGAAAACGAAGCCCUAAAAACCUCCACCGCGGCCCACGAACACAACACCGGCACCCUAGCCAACGUAAAAGAACUGCUCCACCGCAUGGCCACAGACAGCGACAUCUACAUCCGCCUCAGCGCCACCUUCUUCGUAUCCUGCCUCGCCUUCAACGGCGCAGAUACGGCCUCCUUCGGCAUCGAUCUCGAGCGCUUCAAGCACUACUCCACGUGGGCACGUGCGUUCGUGGAGCGCCGCAUAGCGCCCGUGAUUCCCACGGACGGGUUCCGCGUCGACGGGGCGCGGUUCCCGGUGAGCCAGCGGUGGGGGACGGGCGGGGUGGUGGUGCUUGUCGCGGGCGGCGAGGAGGUGGUUAUGGCGGACGCGCCGGGUUCACCGGCAAUUGACGACGCGUACUUGAGGCUUCCGGACGAGGUGCCGCGCGUGCACAGGGCGAGAGCGAGCACUGCUGGGUCUGCGGGAGUGGCGAAUCAGGCACCGAAUACUACUGCAAACAAUGCUUGGAACGGUGCGUCGAAUCCUGCUGCGAACAAUGCUGCGGCAUCUGCGCCUCAGGCGAACAAUGCAUCGGCCUUCCGCAACUACCGAAGCUCCGCCAGGGAUGAAGAGGAUGAGAUGUUGUAG